Molecule: messenger RNA, 1167 nt
Organism: Trichoplax adhaerens
Lineage: Eukaryota; Metazoa; Placozoa; Uniplacotomia; Trichoplacea; Trichoplacidae
Exons: 6
Coding region: 1-1167 (388 amino acids)
Biological process (GO): double-strand break repair via homologous recombination
Cellular component (GO): chromosome; cytoplasm
Molecular function (GO): ATP binding; four-way junction helicase activity; nucleic acid binding
Source: RefSeq, a predicted model, not a curated record
AUGGCUUGUCAUGAUACAGGUGUAAAACGUAUCUUAUUCAAGUUAAAGACUGUCUUUGGUUAUGAUUCUUUCAAGUCUCCAGUGCAAGAAAAAGCUGUCAUAGAGAUUGCAGCCAGAAAAACCGAUGUAUUUGUGUCCAUGCCAACUGGUGGAGGCAAAUCAUUAUGCUAUCAGUUACCGGCGAUACUCCAUCCAGGAGUGACUGUUGUAUUUUCGCCGUUAAUAGCUUUAAUUUAUGAUCAGAUUGAUCAUUUACAAAAUGUUGGUAUUUGCUCGAAGACAAUUAAUUCCAAAAUGGCUGAAACUGAUCGCAAUGCGGUCAUCAAAGAUCUCCACGAUCCUGAACCUACUAUUAGACUGCUCUACGUUACCCCUGAAUUGGCCGCUACUAGCGAUUUCAAACGACUGUUGAAGCAUUUAUUCGACAGAUCACGAUUGAACUACUUUACAAUUGAUGAAGCGCAUUGUGUUUCUCACUGGGGACAUGAUUUUAGACCUGACUAUCGUAAGUUGGGAAAUCUGAGGGAAUAUUUUCCCUCAGUUCCUAUAAUUGCCUUAACUGCAACUGCCAACAAAACUGUGCAAGAAGAUGUUAUAAAAUCUUUGCACUUUAGAUCAUCCUUUCAAUCAUUUAGGUCCAGUUGCUUUCGAUCAAAUUUGUAUUAUGACGUGAUAUUUAAGGACCUACUUACCGACGCUCUAGACAAUUUAAGAAAUUUCGUGUUAUCAUCUAUAAGUGGCUCCAUUGCACUUAACUCCACAUCAUCUCAAGGUUGUGGAAUUAUCUAUUGUCGUACAAGGGAUGACUGCGAUAACAUCUCUGACAAACUUGCUGGUUACGGUAUUUCUUGCAAGUCUUAUCAUGCUGGAUUAAGUGGUAAGAUUCGAGAGCAGAUACAACGAGAAUGGAUGGAUGGUAUUGUUAAAGUUAUUGUGGCUACGAUUAGCUUUGGAAUGGGAGUCGAUAAGGCAUCUGUAAGAUUUGUAGCCCACUGGUGCCUCCCGAAGUCAAUGGAGUCUUACUAUCAAGAAUCUGGACGUGCUGGACGUGAUGGCAAGUUAGCAUUUUGUCGUUUAUAUUAUUCCCGAGAAGAAAGAAAUGUUGUUCAAUAUUUACUGAAGAAAGAAGUAAAACGUCAGAGUUUGGUAAUUACAUGCCAUACGUAA